AGAAUGAACAACUUUAUUUUUGUCCUGGCCAUUGUCGGCGUGGCCAGCGGGUCCGACGAAAUGGCCGGUCCCGGGCGACGUCCUGGGCCACCACCACCACCACCCCCACCACCAUUCCUUGAAAACCUUCCCGAAGAGGCCCGAAAGGAGUUUUUCGCGAUUGUGUUGAAUAAGGAUGAAAAGAUCGCUGACCAAAUGCAAAAGAUUCUGACAUGGGCUCAGAAAUAUGGAGUUGAGGUACAAGAAUUCAACGCUAAUGUGACCAAGCUUAUGGAUGAGGUGAAGAAGAAUGCAACGGAAUUGAUCAGCGCCCUUCCAUCAGCAUUGGAAAAGCUCUCGGCCAUAGUGUCCAACCAGGAUCAGACAGUAACUGAGCUGAAAGACGCUAUCAAAGCAUUGAGUGCUGAAAACCCCAAGGUUUUCCGCGCCCUGAUGCUCGUCCUUGGUGAAUUCAAACCGAAACAUGGCGGACGACCACACAAAUUCAAAGGCCCAAAAGGAGGACCAGAAGCCGAAAUUAUCGAAUUCCAAGGUUUCCCAAGAGGAGGAUUCCCCAUGGGGGGACCUGACUCGGAAACCGAAUUCAAUUUACCACGAGGUUUGUCUAGUACCUUGAUGUGGAGGUUUCUAUGA
Messenger RNA from Haemonchus placei, 633 nucleotides. NCBI's taxonomy places the organism in Eukaryota, Metazoa, Nematoda, Chromadorea, Rhabditida, Trichostrongylidae. The record is from the annotation of a GenBank genome assembly.